AUGCACAAACUGCAGCGCGGGGCUGCAGGGGCCCCCAGUGGGGCCCCCACACCUGCUGCUGCGGCUGCUGCUCGAGUACCCGCAGCAGCUGCCCCGGAGACUCGCGAAAGAUCGGCAGCAAAACGGAAUGUGUGUCUUCGACGCCCACUCCAGCAGCAGAAGCAGCAGCUCAGCAGCAGCAGCAGCAGCAGCAGCAGCAGAUCUAGCAGCCUAGCAUCUGCAGUAGCCGCUGCUGCUGCUGCUGCAGCAGCGGGACUUCAGUGGCACCUGGCAGGAAGGGCUGUGGCGCCCAUUAAUGCAUGCGAGACUGCAGCAACAGCAGCAGCAGCAGCAGCAGCAGCAACGGAAGCCGAACCAGCAGCAGCAGCAGCAGCAGAAGCAAGGACCAGUGGCUCUUGCUGCUGUCUGAAGGAGCCUGCAGUGGGCCCUCUUAGGGCCCCUUUUGCUGCAGCUGCAAACAAUGGCGACCGAGGAAAGCAGCAGCAGCAGCAGCAACACCAGCAGCAACAGCAGCAGCAGCAAGAGCAUCAGCAGCAGCAGCAAACGAGAAGCCACGGCCAUGCCUCAGGCUGCUGCAGAGCUGCCUGCUGCUGCGGGGGCCCCAACAACAGGGGGCCCCCCUGUGGGGCCCCCGGGCUGCUGGGUUUGAAUGACAAGCUGCUGCUGCUGCUGCUGCAGUGGCUGCCGCUGCGGGAGCAGCACCAGCUGCUGCUGCUGUGCCGCGGGGUGUACAGACAGCUCUGCACUGCCCCCUUCAUCCGCAGCCUUUGCUGCCCCCCAGGCAGCAGCUUCCGGCUGCUGGUGGCGCCCCACAAGCACCACCCGCUGCUGCAGCAGCAGCAGCAGCUGCAGCAGCAGCAGCAGCAGCACCUGCAGCAGCUCAAGACCCAACUCGAGCAGCAGUACCCGCUGCCCCAGCAGCAGCACCCCACCCUCUCGCAGCAGCAACACGAAGCGAACCUGCAGCAGCAGCAGCAGCAGCAGCAGCAAGUUCAGCAGCAGCAGCAGCAAGUGCAGCAGCAGCAGCAGCAGGACGACAGACUGCUCUGCAAGCGAAUUCUGAGUGAGAAGCAUCAGCAGGAAGACACGAGCAGCAAAAAGAAGAGGGACGACACUGCUGCUGCUGCUGCUGCUGUUGCUGCUGCUGCUGCCUCUAAGCCUUGUGCGUCACCUUCUGAAGAGCCAGGAGUGGCAGCAGCCUGUGAGGGCAGCAGCAGCAGCAGCAGCAGCAGCUGCAGCAGCAGCAGCAGCAUCCGUUUCGCUGCAGUUGCAGCAGCAAACGGGACGACUGCUGCUGGCGCUGCAGCAGAGGCCGCACAGAAGCAGCAGCAGCACGGCGGCCCGCAGCAGCGGCUGCUGCAGCAGCACGACCCUCCCCCCGCGCAGCAGCAGCAGCAACAGCAGCAGCAGCAGCAGGAGGACGUGGCGGUUGAGGUGUACGUACAGCAGUGCCCGCUGCUGUCUCGCUUUCUUAAGUGCUGCUCUGUAGACAUUUCUGUUGCUUCUCAUCUGCAGCCAACGCCUUUGCUGCUGCUGCUGCUGCUGUGCUGCGCAAAGUCGCUGCGGAGGCUUUGUGUCAGUGGCUUCGACGAGGGCAGCUUCAGGUUCCGCAGAAGGCUGCAGCAGCAGCAGCAGCAGCAGCAGCAGCAGCAGCAGCAGCAGCAGCAGCAGCAGGGGGCGGCAGCGGGCGCUGCUGCCGGCGCUGCAGCCCCCACAGGGAGUGCGCCCAACAGCAGCAGCAGCAGCAACGGCAGCUGCAGCAGCAGCAGCAACGGCACCUGCAGCAGCAGCAGCAACGGCACCUGCAGCAGCAGCAGCAGCAGCAGCAGCAGCAGCAGCGCUGCAUGCGACGCUGCAGCAAGCUUGCCUGCGCACUGGCGGUCCACGCGGCUGUGGAUCCCAGCAGCAGCAAUGGAGGCGCUGCUGCUGCGCUGCAGCAGCAAACUGCAGCAGCUGCUGCUGGACCUUUCGCUGCGCAGGGGCUUUGGAGUUUCUCCUUUUACUCAAAUUAAUUUAAACUUCAAAUUUGCUGCUCUCAAGGAAAUGCAGCUCGUCAACAUCACCCGAGACAACUUCAGGUGUGGGGAGUGCAGCUUUCCCAACUUGGAAGUGCUGCGGCUGCACUGGGCCGACGUUUGCCCCACGCAGCACAAACUCGGGCUGCUGCUGCGGGGCUGCACCGCUCUGCGGUCUUUGUCUGUUCACGCGGACUGCGACGACGACGAAGCACUGGUGCAGACCACUGGUCUAUUUGCUGCUGCACUGCAGCAGCUGCUGCAGCACGAGCCGCAGCAGCAGCAGCAGCAGCAGCAAGUCACGGAGGCGGGGCCGCCUAUCGGCUUGAUGACCGACGCCGCAGCAGAAGCAGCAGCAGUUGCUGCUGCUGCUGCUGCGGAGGAACGGGGGAUCUGUCCGCUCCCGCUGCUGCAGCAGCUGCAGCUGCCGCUGCUGGCAGCAGCAACAGUCCCGCUGCUGCGUGCUGCAGCACCAAAUCUGCAGCUGCUGCGGCUGGUGCAUGCAGAAAGUCACAGGACAAGUCGGGGUUUGCUGCCGCUGCAGCUUGCAGCGCAGCAGCUGCAGCAGCUGCAGCAAAUUGUGUUCCCUACUCCUGUUGACUUCGCUUUGGUGGGAACGCUACCCAGAGGGCCUGCUGCUGCUGCUGCUGCUGCUGCUGCUGCUGACGAGAGCCCUGGUGCUGCGCUGCACACUGCAGCAGCACAAGCAGCAGCAGCAACAGCAGCAGCUGCAGCAGGCACUGCAGCAGAAGGAGUCUUGCUCUUGCAAGGCCCCCCCUCGGACUUCUUUAUCCGCUGCAGAUAA
Molecule: messenger RNA, 2820 nt
Organism: Eimeria necatrix
Lineage: Eukaryota; Apicomplexa; Conoidasida; Eucoccidiorida; Eimeriidae
Source: RefSeq, a predicted model, not a curated record